Phasianus colchicus (ring-necked pheasant) is the source of this 2528-nucleotide messenger RNA. Lineage: Eukaryota; Metazoa; Chordata; Aves; Galliformes; Phasianidae. The record is from RefSeq and is a predicted model, not a curated record.
UAGAGGAAGAUGAGUAAGACCUGAUUACUUCCUGGAUGUUGGCAUGCACUAGCUGUUCCAAGUAUGCACGCAUAUGUUAUGUAUGACUUAUCUUUGGCUUUGGUUGUAGGUCUUUCAGGUUGCAGCCUAUGAAGAAGAGGCACGAAUAGCAUUUGCAGUGCUGGAUGCGGUUGAAGGCAAAACUGAUGAUGCCUUCCUAGCAUUUGAAGCUAUCAAGAAUGUGAUUUCAUACUGGAAUCUUGCCGAGCUUUGCCAAAGAAAGGCAGAGGAGAUUGUGAAUGGUGAUGUUUUGCCAGAAGAACAAGGAGAACACAAAACCUAUCUUCUUAAAAGAAAGCACUACCUAACGAAGAUCAUUGAUGAGUUCUCCUCAGAUCUGUCAGUAGCUGACAAACUGCCAGUGUCUAUUGAAACUUUAACAGAAAUGCUGAACGCAGUGAUCCAGGAACUUGGAGAAUUUGAAGAGAAGGAAGAGGGGGAUCUUUCCUCCAGAAAGAUCUCUCAAGCUGCAGGUUCAGGAGUAAAACAUUCCAUUCCAUUUCCUAAGAAGUUAUUGUUCUCACCAACUGACAGCUACAAGUUUUCUCCUAAAACUCUCCCUCAGUGGGCAGAAGAUGCCCAGUCUUUACUUCAGAUACUCUGUCAGCAAGUGGAGGCUUUAAAGAAUGACAUUCAGGAAAUGAAAUGUAAUAACUCCAGUGUGAGUGUAUCAUCUCAUCGAUGGCCUGCUAAAAGCCGUGGAACAGAUGGUUCUGAUGGUUCUCAGCGAGCACAAAAUCUUCAGGAAGCUCCCUUAACAGAGAUGACAACUGCGCCAUCAGACGAUCCACCAUCUGAUGAUGUUAUAAUUGCUGACGAGCUAACACCUACCUCAGAGCAGAAAGCUCUUGCUGGUUUUCUGAAUCUGCCUUCAACAUUCUUCUGUAAUAAGAAUAAGCCCGGAUACAUACCCAAAGAGGAUGAUGGCGUCACAGGCGAGACUGAAUUGGAAAGUGGAAGUACUGCUACUUUGGAAAACCAACCAGCUCCUGGGGAGAAAAAGACAGGCCAGCCUCUGCAGGUUCCUUCUGCAUCUCCCUGGAGCUCUGGCAGCAGUGCUGAAGAUGAGGGUCCAGAAGACACUCGGGCAGAAGUUACAAUUCAAAACAUGAAACUCCAGGAAAGAGAAGACGCUCUAAGGGAGCGAGAAGCCUGCCUGGAUAAACUAAAAGAGAAGGAUGCAGAAGUGCAAGCGCUAGAAACGUCACUGAGGGAGAUCUCCAAAUGUCGGGACGACCUCAGAGAAGCAAAUGAAUCCUUGAGAAAACAGUUAAAUGAUGAGAUUGUUCAGAAGAAGUACUUGAAUGAACAAAUAAGGACAGGAGAAGCUCGUUUCAGCUAUCUGGAAUGGAAACAUCAGUUUAUAAUGGCAGAGAUGUAUAAGGAUACCCGUGAAGUGGCACAACAGACGACACCUUUCAUGCAGGAAGAAGUGAGGGCAGCAUCAAAAGGGGAUAAGCUACCACCGAACUCUGAAGUUUAUGGGCUCCUGACUGUUCUUAUGGAUUGGAUCUCAGAUGAGCACCUUAGCAAACUCCAGAGACAAGAAGAAAGAAAGGGCGCUCAGAAACCUCAGUCUAGCGAAAGAACCUACAUCCAGGAGAAGUGUUUGAAGCUUCUGCCUAUGGCUGCGGAGCAGCUGCAGUGGAUGCCGUUUGUGAAUCCUAAACUACACAUGCCCCUGAUUAGGCUGAUAUACUGGUGUGUAAGACAGCUAGAGAAUGAUAUUAAGGACCCAACAAUGGCAGAAACGAUGACAACACUUGCUGAAGGUAUUUUCAUAGGCAUAAGAAGUAAUGGAGGUGUGCAUGGAUCUUCCAGCUGCUGCGCAAAGAGCGGAUCCAAAUCAGCGCUCUUCUUUACAAGUCCAUUUAUGCCUAUGAGGUUUCUGUCAACCAUGAUUGUGCUUACAAUAGAGACACGAGUGAAUUACCUGGAGCAGGCAUUUCAUUCCCUUAGCAGGGACUUGAGGGUUGCUGAAGGAAAGACCUUAUUUCUGAGAUAUCAGUGCAUGCCUGUCUUGUUACAUCAUCUAAAUACAGCCAAUAAGCAACAGCUAUCCAGUACUCUUGAUGGCUUACAUCAGAUGGCCACAGAAUCUGGUUCCUUACAGUCCUUCCUGGCAGCCUGCAGUAACCAGUCCUUUUUCCGUCACUGCUCUGCCUUGUUUCAUAACUGCAGGCUAGACACUCCAAACAUGGAGAAGCUCCUGGGUGUACUGCAGCACCUCUCUGCUAUAAGGAGCGAUAAGGAGAUGUUCGAAUUGCUUCCACUCAGAGAACUGAUUGAAGAUCUUCAGAAGGUGACAGACCCAGUUAACGCUUCCAUCUGGACCAAGCUAAAUUCCAUUCUGUCAAAUCUGGGAGCAGAGCAGAGUAGCACUCAUGCUGCUCCUGCAGACACAGCUCACUAGCCAUACUUAGCAUGUAUAACUGUAUAGAUACAGUAGUGCUUAGCAGUAAAGCAGACUAAUAGCUUUGAACCACAUU